Molecule: messenger RNA, 8146 nt
Organism: Sinocyclocheilus rhinocerous
Lineage: Eukaryota; Metazoa; Chordata; Actinopteri; Cypriniformes; Cyprinidae
Product: collagen alpha-6(VI) chain-like
Exons: 41
Coding region: 30-7628 (2532 amino acids)
Molecular function (GO): serine-type endopeptidase inhibitor activity
Source: RefSeq, a predicted model, not a curated record
UGUACAAGUCUUCGGGACGUGCUCAGACAAUGGGGAAGAUACGGACAUUUCUUUCUGGUUUAAUCAUUAUAUCAUGUUUCCUUGUAAGCACUGCACAGCAAACAGGAUGCCUGGAUGAAAAUCCAUCAUAUGACAUUGUAUUCCUUGUGGAUAGUUCUAGCAGCAUCAGUACUCGAGACUUCCGGGAUGUUAAGACGUUCAUGCACACGUUCGUGGAUGGUUUGGAUAUUGACACUAAAAAGGUACAAGUUGGCCUUGCUCGGUUCAGCACCGAUCCCCGCAAAGAGUUCCUGAUAGGGGACUAUGCAAACAAAGCGGAGCUGUUUAAGAAAAUAGAUAACCUUCCAUACCGAACAGGAGGCACAUACAUGGGAAAAGCCAUGAAUUUUCUUAAGGACAACUAUUUCACGAGUGCGGGUGGAAGCCGUAUCAAUGUAAAAGUGCCUCAGAUUGUUGUGGUGAUCACAGAUGGAGACUCAGCCGAUGAUAUAAAAGGACCUGCUGAAGAUCUGCGACAGAAGGGUAUUAUCAUCUUUGCCAUUGGUGUUGGUCCAACGAAUAUGACUGAGUUAAAGGCUAUCGCCAACAGACCACCUGAGCGUUUUGUGGUUAAUAUUGACAAUUACCAAGCACUGCAAGGACUGACGACCACCAUGAAGGAGACAGUGUGUAUCUUGAUGAGGGAUCAGGGGAAAGCCAUUGCCCCAAGGUUUGCUGAUGUAUUUGUCCUGGUGGAUAGUUUGGCCCAGAGAGAAACACAGCAGAUAAGGGAACUUCUCAACCAACUGGCUGUGCAGCUCAAUGUGGGAGAUGGAUCUCAUAAGAUCGCACUGGCUCAAUUUGGAGAGAACGUCGUCAAGGAGUUCCUGUUUAAUGACUACAAAGUAACGGAAAAAGCCAGAGGGUACAUAAAUCGGUUCGAGCCCAGGCCCAAUGGAGAGCGAAAAUUAGGACAGGCCAUAGAUUAUGUUCGUACUCACUUUCUUAACACGGCGUCUGGCAGCAGAAUUGCUAAAGGCUACAAGCAGUAUCUGCUGGUACUGAGAAAAGGGAACUCUUCCGACUCCACUCUGAGGGCCAUAAGAACAAUGAAGAAUGAGGAUGUGACUGUUAUUGAUAUCAGAUUGGAAGCAAAUUUACGCUACCUGUCACCUACGCUACGCACUUUCCAGGUUGAUCAGAAUAUCAUUGAUGUUGCAGCAGAUAUCACAAAACGAAUUCAGGAAACAGAAGUUUUCAAUGUUACAGGAGAUUGCACAUCAGCCCAAGUGGCGGAUAUUGUGUUUAUUGUGGACGAAUCGGGUAGUAUCACCAGUAGCAACUUUCAACUAGUGAAACGUUUACUCCACCGCACAAUUAGUGGCCUCGAGGUGAACUCUGACAGUGUGAGGGUGGGAAUGAUUCUUUACAAUGACAGACCUAGUGCUGAAUUCUACUUGGACAGUUUCGUUAACAAGAGAGAUAUUCUGAACUAUAUUAAAAUCCUACCAUACAGAGGCGGAGGAACUGCAACUGGUGCGGCCCUGAAGUUUGCCAAGGACAAUCUCUUUACUAAGUGGAGGGGCAGCAGGAAAGCUCUCGGUGUUAAGCAGAUAGCUGUCGUCAUCACUGAUGGCAAGUCACAAGAUGAUGUCACCUCCCCAGCUGCUGAGCUGAGGCGCUCAGGAGUCACUGUAUAUGCCCUCGGGGUGAAGAAUGCUAGUGUGGAGGAGCUCCAAAAAAUAGGAUCUUACCCUGAACGGCAGUUUGUGUUCAAUGUGGAUAGUUUUCAGAUGCUUACUUCGCUGGAGAAAAGCCUCAGAAAGAGCCUUUGUAAGGUUGUGGUCGAUAGAGGUUUUGACAAGAACAAUAGAUUCAUCCUAAAACAAGGAUGUGUGAACACAGAGGAAGCCGAUAUUUAUUUCCUGUUGGACCACUCUGGCAGCACUCGUGCCGACUUUGAAGAUGUGAAGGAAUUUAUCCUGGGCUUCCUGCAACUAUUCAACAUUGGACCCAAUCAAGUUCGUGUGGGAGUUGUGAAAGCCGAUCGUGAUCCAACUUUACAGUUCAGCCUGACGGAGCACAAAAACAGAGUCUCCUUAGAAGGGGCUGUGAAGAACAUCAUUCAGCCCUAUGGAGGCACAGAGACAGGCAAAGCACUAACUUAUGUGGCCAGUCUCUUUAGUCAGGCUAAAGCAUCCCGUCCGGCUAGGGUUCAGGAGAUUCUCAUUGUCAUUACUGAUAAGGAAUCCCAAGAUGAGGUGAGUGAACCAGCGUCAGAGCUGAGGAUUCAAGGUGUUUCAGUCUAUGCCAUUGGAUUAAGGGAUGCCAACCAGGAUGAGCUCUUGAGAAUGACGGCUGACGCAACUAAGCAGUUCUAUGUGAGCAACUAUGAUGCUCUGAAUGCCCUCAAGAACGAAAUUAUCACAGAUAUUUGUUCACAAGAGGCCUGCAAGAACAAAGUGGCAGAUAUCAUGUUUUUGAUUGAUGGCUCUUCUAGCAUUUACAGCCUAAACUUUACAUCAAUGAAGACGUUUAUUACCAAAGUUGUAAAUGGUACCGUCAUUGAAAAAGAUAAUGUGCACAUCGGGGUGGUCCAGUUCAGCGAUAAUCCACAGGAGCAGUUUCCACUGAAUAGGUACUACAACCAAGAUGAAGUAGCGAAAGCGAUCAACAGCAUUACACAGCUAACGGGAAACACAUACACUGGAAAAGCGCUCUCAUUCAUUUCAAAGUAUUUUGAUAAAUCCAACGGCGGUCGGCCUGAUGUUCCACAGUUCCUUGUAGUUAUCACAGAUGGGGAAGCUCAUGAUGCUGUCGCUGUACCCGCGAAGGCCAUCAGAGACAAGGGUGUGACCAUCUUCUCAAUAGGUGUGGGCAGUGUAAACACCACACAGCUCUGGGAGAUCAGUGGAACUCGAGAUAAAGUGUACGUGGAGAGGGAUUUUGAUGCACUUCAGUCCAUUGACAAAAACCUCCAAUUCAAGCUCUGCAGCCCUGAAACAGAUUGUCCGGGCAAGCAGUUGGCUGAUGUGAUCUUCCUGGUGCAGUGCACCAGACGGAUUCGUAUUCAAGACUUUGAAAACAUUAGAAACUUUUUAAUCUCCGUGGUGAACAGCACACAGAUUGGGGACAAUCUAAUUCGCUUUGGCGUUAUUGUUUACUCAGGCACUCCAAAUCAAUUUUCUUUAAACCAGUACAACAAUAAACGUCAGGUAGUUGAGGCCAUAGAAACCUUGAAGUCCCCAACUGGAAACGAAAACACGGCUAAGGCUCUUGGAUACUCACUCAAUUACUUCAAAGAAGAGAAUGGUGGGCGCCAGAAACGGGGCAUCCCUCAAAUGCUGUUCGUAAUUACGGAUGGUGAUGCUAGAGACCGAGAAAAUUUACGUGCACGGGCUGGUGAGUUUGCGGACAAACGUAUAAAUGUGUAUGGAAUUGGAGUGGCUAGAGCUCAAGAGAGUGAGCUGGAGAUCAUUACCAAGAACAAAAACAAAAUCUUCCAUGUUGAUAAUUACGAGGGCCUUAAAGGACUGCAGAAGAACAUCUCCAGUGUGCUUUGUAAUGCAACCAAACCAGAAUGCCAGAUAGAGGUAGCCGACCUGGUGUUUCUGAUUGAUGGAUCUGAAAGCAUCAACGAGGAGUCAUGGAGAACUAUGAUUGCUUUCUUGCUAAAUGUUGUGAACCGGCUCCGUAUUUCUCCAGAUCUUUUCAGAAUUGGUAUAGCCCAGUUCAGCAGCUCAUAUCGGAAGGAGUUCUACUUAAAUGAGCAUAUAGAUGUGGAGGGGGUGAAAUCAGCAAUUCGACAAAUCACGCAAAUUAGAGAAGGGACAAAAAUUGGAAACGCUCUAGGUAACGUUGUGGAAUUCUUCGAGGAGAGCAAAGGGAGUCGCACAGCGAGCGGCGUACCGCAGAAUCUUGUACUUAUCACUGAUGGCGUUUCAUCAGACAGUGUGAACGAAGCAGCCGAAUAUCUCCGACGUCGUCGAAUUAACGUCUUUGUUAUUGGAAUUGGGGAUGUCUCGAUGCCACAGCUCAGUUAUAUUGCCGGGUCACCGGAUAGGAUGUGUUGUACUAUUGACAUUGGCAUCGGAUUUGACAACUCGCUCACCAGUUCAAGUUCUCUGUCAAUCUUUAGAGACCAAAAAAAGCUGCAGUCCUACCUUCCCGAGAUCAUCCGGUACGUUUCAGUUGUGCACAACCUGUGCUGUAUCCGCAACCCAACCCUCAAAACCAAUGUAGGGUUCCGAUUGGUCGAUGGUAAUGGAAAGAUGCUGGAUGAUUUUUCCUUCGAAGAGUACGAUGAAGGUGUGGUAAAAAAACUGAUGGCACUUCAGACUUCACAAUCUCUGAAAUUCAACACCCAGCUUCUACGCUCGUUUGAGGAGAAGUUCAGAGCUUCAAAUUCUUAUGUAAAGGUGCUCAUCAUCUUUACAGAUGGUUUGGAUGAGCCUGUUGAGAACCUUCUGCUUGCCGUCAACAGCCUCAGGACCAGUGGUGUAAAAGCAUUGAUGACUGUGGCGCUAGAAGGAUUUAAAAACUCUGCUGACCUGCAGAGGCUGGAGUUCGGUCGAGGGAUGCACUACAAGCAGCUUCUCUCUAUCGGCAUGCAGAAUGUGGGCAGUGUCAUGCAGAAGCAGAUUGAUACAGUUGCCUCAAGGGAGUGCUGUAAUGUGAUGUGUAAAUGCACAGGUCACGAGGGAGCACGUGGAAAUUAUGGUCGUCCAGGGAUGAAGGGGUCACCUGGACUGAGGGGACUUCCUGGCUUCCCUGGAGAAGAAGGAGGACCUGGUGAGAGAGGGCUUCCUGGGUUGAAUGGAACUCAAGGACAUCAGGGAUGCAUUGGAAGAAGAGGCAUAAAGGGUGGCAGAGGCUACAGAGGCGAUAAUGGAGAUGAUGGAGAAUAUGGUUUAGAUGGGGUAAAUGGUGAACAGGGUGUAACAGGAGCAUCAGGAAGCCCAGGAGAGCGAGGAGAUCCAGGCAGCCCAGGUCCAAGAGGUAUCAGAGGAAACCCUGGAAACCCAGGACAACGAGGCCUAAGAGGAGAUCCAGGAAGUCCAGGAUUAGACAACAACUCCCGCGGUCCUAAAGGUGACAUCGGCGGCCCAGGCAUUCAGGGUGAACCAGGUCCAGAUGGUCUUCCUGAUCAAAUUGGUGAUAAUGGCAGACCAGGUCCUAAUGGCAGAAGAGGCUCAGCGGGUCUGCUGGGUCCCAGAGGGCCUUCAGGAACACCAGGACUACAAGGACUCCCUGGAGCCACAGGUCCACUGGGUGCUAUUGGUCCACCUGGUCCAGUUGGGCAGAAAGGUUAUAUCGGUCUACCUGGACCUCAGGGAUCUCCUGGCUCUCCAGGAAGGCCAGGAUCUAAAGGAAGCUCUGGGUCCAGGGGACAGAAGGGCCAGCCAGGUGAUCCUGGAGACAAGGGAGCUUUCGGAUCUCCAGGCCCUAGAGGACUGCCGGGAAAAGAUGGUGCAGAUGGCUAUGGAUUCCCAGGACCCAAAGGACAGAAGGGAGAUUCUGGUUUCCCAGGUUAUCCUGGACUUCAGGGUGAACAGGGUUUUAAAGGAGGAAAUGGAGGUGGUGGUCCUAAAGGCAACAGAGGAAGAGGGGGCAAUGCUGGAAGGCCAGGACCACUUGGAGAUCCUGGCAGCGAGGGCAUGACUGGACACAGGGGCCCAAAAGGACCACGAGGAACCAGACAGAUUUCUGACUGUCAACUGAUCUCAUAUGUCCGAGAUAACUGUGUUUGCUGCAGAGAUAACAUAAAAUGCCCUGCCUACCCCACUGAUCUUGUGAUUGGCUUGGACAUGUCUGAAGAUGUGCUUCCUCAAGGCUUUGACCGCAUGCGUUCUGUAGUCCUUAGACUGCUGGACAAUAUUAACAUUGCAGAGAGCAGCUGUCCAACAGGGGCUCGGGUGGCUGUGGUCUCCUACAGCUCCUACACCAGAUUCCUGAUCCGCUUCACCGACUAUCACCGCAAGAAGCAGCUUAUUGAAGCGGUGAAUAACAUCGCCUUGGAACGCACUUCAAAUCGACGUAACAUAGGCGCUGCCAUGCAGUUCGUGGGCAGGAAUGUCCUGAAGCGUGUGCGAAAGGGUGUCCUGAUGAGGAAGGUAGCGAUCUUCCUCACCGCUGGAGAAUCUCAGGAUUCGACGUCCCUCACCACAGCCAUUCUAGAGUACAAAGCCCUGAACAUUAAGCUUGGGGUCAUCUCACUAAGAAAUGUCCCUAAUAUUAGAAGAGCUUUUGAGGCAGAUGAAACCCAGAGUUUUAUCUUGACUGUGCUGGGUAGAUUGCAAGAACAGAAUACUACUCUCAGUAAGAUCCAGAGUUGUGUUAUUUGCUUUGAUCCCUGCAGACCAGCUAGAGAAUGUGACGGCACCAACCUGCCAUCUGCUCCUCAGGAGGUGGACAUGGACUUGGUGGUGAUUGUGGACGGCUCCCGUAGCAUCCUGUCUGACGAGUACGAGGGUGUGAAGGAGGUGCUCGGCGGUGUGCUCGAUCAGAUCGUCGUGAGCAGUCAACCCAACGGGGCCGACAGACAAGCGAGAGUGGCCGUCUACCAGCAGAGCUCCUCGUACAGCGAAGCCCAGUCCGGUGUCAAAGUGAUUUUCAGCUUCCAACAGUUCCCAGAUCGCAGUUUAAUGAAGCGGAGCAUCUACCAGGAUCUACAGCAAACCGGAGGCUCUUCCCGACUGGAUCUUGCGAUGGAAUACGCCAUAAUGCAGGGCAUCCUCACCGCUCCUAAGGGCCGCAAGAACAAGAUGGUGUUGGCCAUCAUUGGAGAGGAGAUGGCAUCUCAGGACAGAGCGAAGCUGGACCUUAUCUCCAGGGUGGCAAAGUGUGAGGGUGUUGUUCUCUUCACCCUGACGGUGGGUGACCACAUCAGCACUGCUCAGGUGGAGGAGCUUGCCAGCUACCCCUUAGAACAUCACAUCAUUCACCUGGGACACUUGAAACAUGGAGAACCUGAGUAUGCUCAGCGCUUCAUGAGGACGUUCUUCCACAUUCUGAGCAAAAAUGUGAACUCCUACCCUCCUCCAUCACUCCAGCGUCAGUGUAGCAAUUUUCAACAACGUCCAGGUCAGCGUUUGGACUUCGAGGCUGCAGAGAGACCUGUAUAUAGUGUUCCUGUGGCAUCCAUUGCAUACCCAGAUGUAGCGGUGGAAGAGGAAGUGGAGGAAGAAGACGCUGCAGUGGAGGAGACUGAGGACCAGCAGAACUCAGGAGUCAAGUCUCCUAUUGACCGCAUUGACAAUCCGUGUCACCUGAACAGUGACCGUGGCACCAUCUGUGGUGAAUAUGUGCAGCGCUGGUACUAUAAUGAAGCAGUUGGUACAUGUUUACCCUUCUGGUACGGGGGUUGUGACGGUAACAGUAACCGGUUUAAUUCAGAAAAGGAAUGCCUUCAGAUCUGUGGCAAACAAAAUCCUGAAGUAAUCCUGCAGGCAAAAGAGGAAACGGCAUUAGUGGAUGAUGCGUGCUUCAUGAAACAGGAUGUGGGGCCCUGCAGUGACUAUGUUUUUAGCUGGCACUAUGACGUCCAGCAGAAUGAAUGCAUUCACUUCUGGUUUGGAGGAUGUGGAGGAAACAAAAACAGGUUUAACACGCAGGAGGAAUGUGAAGCUCUUUGUGUAAGAGACAUUUAAUCAGGAUCACUUUCCGAAUGACACUUUUGAGCAAAGACUUUCUUCACUCUCAUAUUUAGCAAUCAUUCUCUCUGAGCUAGAAAAUUAUAUUUGUGCAGGUUAUACAACAAAAAACACAAUUAUUUACAGGCACCAGAACACAAUAGCAAAUAAGCAUAUUUUUUUAUGUUCGUGGUACUUUUAUGGUCAGUUAAGUAUGGAAGCUUUGCUGUUUCCGCCAAGGGAUAAAAAAAAAGGUAAUUGUGGGUUUUUAUCUCACAAUUCUUACUUUUUCUCUUGCACUUCUUCUUUCAGAGUUUUGAUAUAAAAUCUGUUUUUAAUCUCGCAAUUCAGACUUUUUUCUCAAAAUUAUGAGAAUAUUUUUUUAAAUCUGAUUUGUGAAAUAAAAAGUUGCAAUUACCGACAUAUAGCGUCGUUGCGCUAUGGGCGUCCCAAGUUCGAAUCCCGACUUGAGGACCUUUCCCGAUCCAGCCCCCAUCUCUCUCUCCCACUUUGCUUCCUGUCAGUUCUGAUCUGAA